Molecule: messenger RNA, 1304 nt
Organism: Harmonia axyridis
Lineage: Eukaryota; Metazoa; Arthropoda; Insecta; Coleoptera; Coccinellidae
Exons: 3
Coding region: 274-1113 (279 amino acids)
Biological process (GO): regulation of transcription by RNA polymerase II
Cellular component (GO): nucleus; transcription regulator complex
Molecular function (GO): DNA binding
Source: RefSeq, a predicted model, not a curated record
GCAACUCUACCGUUCUGACCUGAUGAGGUUAGUUUACAGCGGCUUCGUGGAGUUGAACGUGUAGAAAAACGGUACAAGGCACCGACGGGAUCGGCGGCACCGCACAUGCGUAUAUAGCCUACCAACAAAUCACAAUUCGGGCGGCAAGCGCUAUCCUCGACAGCAGACGGCCAAGACGUAACGGUCGACGGAGUGUCAGAGGGAACCGUACCUUUAGAUUCGAGCGGCGUCGUGCAGUUGAGCGUUUAGUAUUGUGAAGAAACGAAUAGUUUAAUGAAAACUAGAAAAAUGAAUAGAAAAUUCUCUCCGGAAGAUGAUGAACUAUUGAUAGGUUUAGUGAGACAACAUCCACCAUUAUAUAAUGUAACACGCAGAAGAUAUAAAGAUUUGGUACUCAAAAAUAAUAUCUGGGGAGAAAUAGGGGUGAGAAUGAAAAGAAGCGAAAAAGCAUGCAAAACAAGAUGGAAGAAUAUCCGUGAUAACUACCAGAAGAGAAAACGGGAAUUGAUGAAAGGCCAGACAACUGGCUCGGCCAGAAAUACCCAGAUGGAAAAUUUUCUUGCUAAAUAUAAAGACUUGACCUUCCUUGAUAAUACUACAAUCGUAGAGUAUGACGAAAGUGAUGAAAAUAGCGAAUCACAAGAUAUACAAGUAGAUGUAGAGGAAUUUCAAGAUCCAGUUGACUCCAAAGCAUCUGAUGUUACUCAGAACUUCAUUAUCACCAAGGAAUAUCAUGAGGACCAAUUAUCCACAAUCGAAGAGGCUGAUGCAAAUAUUGCUUGCAAGAGGGAAAGAAGGUCAGUUUCCAAAGAACGAGAACAAGUAAAUGAAGAAAUUAAGAAAGGGCGAAUUGAAAGAACACUGCUGGUGAAAGAUGUGCGGAGCCAACCACGAAUUGAUACAAGAGAGGAGGAAACUCCAAUUUCAACUUUUUUUCGCAGUAUUGCGCUGACAGUUGAGCAACUUCCUCCAGACCUACAGACUAGGGCAAAAGUAAAAGUUUUGCAAGUAAUUUCAGAACUAGAGUUUGAACAGCAGGGAAGAAAAUUCGGUUCUGGUUCCCAACCUUCUACAAUUGGAUAUAUUAUUGGACCUCUACCGACGAAUCGAUAACAGUCAAGUUCUAGUGGAGCUUCCUAUAUAACAGAAUUUUCUCCACAUGUCGGCCGUCAUAUCUUCAAUGCAACUGUAAAUAUCUCAUUUAAGCAUUUCAUUAUUAUUAUUAUUAUUGACGAUAUUGAGUUUAUUUUUGUAAUUGUAAAAAAUUUUAUAAAAUAGGUACGAGAAAAUUUUCAUGGAAUGUU